Molecule: messenger RNA, 13551 nt
Organism: Rotaria sp. Silwood1
Lineage: Eukaryota; Metazoa; Rotifera; Eurotatoria; Philodinida; Philodinidae
Source: the annotation of a GenBank genome assembly
AUGGCUUUGGAAAAACGAAAAAUGCUUGAUAUAUCAAUUGCACCUCAAAAAUUAAAUGAAUUUCGUGAAUCUCUACAAGGUACAUUCGAAAAUUGUGAUGCUAAAGUAUAUGCAGAACAUAUAGCUCAAGAUACUGAAGGCAUAUCAUCACGUGUAGUUUCAGGAAAACAUUUAGCACGUACAUUAUCACGUAAUGAACCUUUUGUCAAAUUACCUUUUCAUUUAAGAUCGUUAGAACGAUGGCAAAAUGAACGUUUAACACCGAAGAAACUUGGUGGACGAUUCGAACAAGAAACUACACAAAUACAAUCAUCAUUAGAUGGUAAUGUAAGAUCACAAACAGUAUGGUUAAAAUUUGAAGCAGAAAAAAAUCCAAAAGAUACUGCCUAUCAAUUAAUACGGUUACGAAGAAAACUUGGUCUUACAACACAAAUACCUAUUCAUGGACCAGAUGGUAAAAAAGCACUUGAACAAUAUCUUAAAAAUGCUGAAAAUGAACAAUCUUCACAUGCAGAUGCAAAUAAAAUCUUCUAUUAUUGUCUAUUAACUGGUCGUCAUAAACAUUAUUCACCUUAUAAUCCAUAUGAAUUAGAAAUACAACCUAACGGAAUUGAAGCACUUGCAUCAUCAUCUUAUUGGACAAUGUCGGCAUUUAAUAUCACACAUGUUAAUCAAGUAGAUCCAGCUGAAACAGCUAUUACACCAGCUUUAAUUUGGUUAUGGGAACGAUAUCAAUAUAAUUAUUUAAUUAAUAAUUUCUCAUGUUUUACAAAUUUUCGAAAAUGGCGAACAUUUCGUUGUUGGUGGGCUAACGUUCAAGAAGAAAAACAUAAACAAACACUUGCUCUUCAUUAUCGAAAACUUUUUUAUGCUAAUGAAAUCUUGCAAGGUAUUAUUAUACAUGUUAAAGCUAUGUGUGAAGUAUAUUAUUAUGGACAAACGAAUUAUGUACAACCAUUUUGUUUACUUGAUCGUCAUGCAUAUCAAGAAACAUUAACACUUCAAGAAUUUAGUCGACGACAAGUUCUUCAAAUGAAUACAACAGUUAUUAAAUUAACAAAAUUUCUUGAUCAAGUUGCUGUUCUAGCAGCUGAUGCUUGCCAAAAAGCUGUUGAAUUAGAAGGUAUAUCUAUAGAAGCAUUAGCUGAUCCAAGUCUUUAUCGUCGACCGAAAGAAGAAGAAGAAGCUGAACAAACAACACAAUCUUUUCUUGAAUCAAAACAAAAUCGAGCAUCAAUUUUACGCGAUGUCAAUAUAAGAACAAAAACGAAACGACAUGUUGGUCCAAGUUUUGCAAUACGUAAACAUUGGCGUGAUACAUUAACACGUUUAACAGAAUUUUUACGUUUACUUGAUUAUAUUAUUCUUGAACUUCUUCGUCGUCUUGUUAAAUCAGCUGUACGAGAUUUACUUAUUCAUUUACGUGAAUCAUAUUGUGUAGAAUUUGAACUUGCUAAUCAAGGACAAAAUGAAGAUGAAGAUGAUAUUAAAUUUCAACCAACACGUCAAAAAUCAGCUGGAUCAUCUAGUAGAAGUUUUCGAAUUAAACCACCACAUCGAUCGGAAUCACAUACAACUUAUCAAACAAUUCGAACAACUUUGAAUUCGGAAUUAUCAAGUAUUAAAGAAUCAACAGAACGUCCAAGUAAAUUAUCAGCACGAACAUCUGAAACACGAACACCAACUGUUGAACAAGGAAUGGGAAAUGAUGAUUAUGAAGAUGAUGAUUUAUAUUCAACAAUUGAACCAGAUGAUAUUCUUGAUUUACCACAGAUUGAAACGACUGGUCGAAUACCUCGACCUAUGUUUGAAGUUAAUUUAUUACUUAAAAUAACUCAAUUACCAAAAAAAAAAACACCAGCUAAUGAUGAUAUGAUAAAAUCUGAAAGUUCAUUUGAGAAUACAACUAAAGUAACUUAUGAAAUAAGUCCAAGUGAAUAUGAUUUUAAAAAUGCUACACGUGAUAUUAUUAAUGGAUUAGAAUCAUCUGUUGGUCAAAUAUCUAGUCUUUGUGAUCAUCCAACAUUAAGAUUAUUUUCUAGCUAUCCAAAUUAUGAUUCAUUAAAUCCACAAGCUCGAACACCUAUUCAUGUAUCAAAAAUUCCUUGGCCCGAUGUUGAUUUUCUUUUUGGUGAUGAUGUUGAUCAUCAAGAAAUUAUUGUUGAUACAUUAAAUACAGUUAAUCGAGCUUUAUCUAAUGUUCAAGUAUUUGUUAAACGAUAUCAAAAAUAUUGUGAUAUGGUUCUUAGUUGUAUACAAUUAAAUAUUGAUGAAAGUCUUAAACGAAAAGAUUUAACAACAGAUGAUCUUCAAUUUUUAAUGGCUAAACAUACACAACAAUUAGGUAAAAUGGAACACAUGAUUGUUCAACAACGUAUUGGACUUAUUUUAAUAAAAGCACAACAAUUUUAUGAUUCAGCAGUACCUUAUCCUCAACAUGUUGUUGAAACUAUUGGAACAUAUUUACCACCUGUUGCUAUUGAUAAAAAUGAACGAAUGCAAAAAACAAUUCGAGAAGUAUUGAAAUUAUUAGAUCGUGAUCCAAGAUCUGUUGAAGAAUUUGUUCAACAUAUAGCAACAUUAAAUAAAGUUAAUAGUGAUUUAGGAAAUUUAGAAAUUGAAUUUGAAACAAUAUCAAAAAUGUUUCAUAUUAUUAAAGAUUUUUCAAUGAAAAUUGCACCAGAAGCAUAUGCUUUAUAUCGUUCUUUAGCACCGAUUUAUCAUCAAUUAAAAUCAAGUUUACUUUAUACAGAAGCUCAAUGUGAUGAAAAUGUACAAAAAUUUACUGUUGAACUCGAUGAUAUGAUACAACGUUUAUAUGAUCAAACAAUUGAUCUUAGAGUUAAAUCAAAAGAUCCAGCUCUAUUAACAAGUGAAACUCGAACUGAAACAGCAUUAGAUAUUAUUGCAAUUUUACAAGAAACAUUAUCUAAAGUAAAUGAAAAAGCAAAAAAUUAUUCAAAUUUUCAAGAACGUUUUAAUCAAAUAAGUAAACAAUCAACAAAAAAACGUAUUCUAGGUGAUUAUCAAAUCAAAAGUAAAUAUCAUCGAUAUGAUACUACAGUUAGUCUUCAAACAGUUCAAAGUGAAAUAAAUGAUAUUGAACAAGAUAUUAAUUUACGUAAACUCUUAUGGGAAUCUCAACAAAAAUGGACGAAACUUUAUCGUGAAUGGACAAAUACUGUUCUUGAUGCUAUUGAUAUUGAUCUUUUACAAAAAGAUGUUAAUAAAUUUACACAAAAUAUAUAUAUGCUUGAAAAAGCAUUACCAUCUAAUAAUAUAAUUCCAUCAUUAAAAGAACGUAUUGUUGAAUUUAAAGCAGCUAUGCCUGUUAUAUUAGCAUUACGUAAUCCACAUAUGAAACAAAGACAUUUUGAUCGUUUACGUGUAUUAAUUGGAAAAGAUGUUAUUGAUGAUGAAAAUUUAAAAUUAAAUAAAUUACUUAAACCUGAAAUAUUACAAUUAACAGAUAAAAUCACUGAUGUAUCAUCAUUAGCAUCAAAUGAAGCAUCAUUAGAAACAAUGUUAAAUAAAAUUAUUGAAAGAUGGAGAUCAUUAGAUUUUCGUUUAUUACCUCAUGCAGGUAAAGAUACAUUUAUUAUAACUGGUUUUGAAGAAAUUUUACAACAAUUAGAAGAAAGUCAAAUAACAAUGUCAACAAUAAAAUCUUCAAGAUAUAUAAAUCCAAUUCGACAAUUAGUUGAUGAAUGGGAUAAACGUUUAAUUUUAUUAUCAAAAACAAUUGAUGAAUGGAUAACAUGUCAAAGACGUUGGCUUUAUUUAGAACAAAUAUUUUCUACACCGGAUAUUCAAUUAACACAAGAAACAAAAAUUUUUGCACAAAUUGAUAAAACAUGGAAAGAGUUAAUGCGUAAAACUGAACAACAACCAAAUGCAUUGAAAGCAGCUACACAACCAGGAACAUUGGAAUUAUUACAAACGAAUAAUGCACAAAUGGAAAAAAUUCAACGAGCAUUAGAGGCAAGUUUAGAAUCUGGUAUGAUGAAUGCGCGGAUGGAUUAUUUGGAAACAAAACGAUUAGCAUUUCCUCGUCUAUUUUUUCUUAGUAAUGAAGAUUUAUUAGAUAUUCUCUCACAUUCAAAAGAUGCAAACUGUGUACAACCACAUUUACGUAAAUGUUUUGCCAAUAUUUUUCAUCUUCAUAUUGUUAAAUCACCCAUGGAAGUUGUAACAAGUAUGCAAUCAGUAGAAGGUGAAAUUGUCAAUUUUCCAAAAACGGUUCGUCCAAGAGGUAUGGUUGAACAAUGGUUAACUUCAGUUGAACAAGCUAUGUAUGAUGCUGUUAAACAUCAUCUUAAAUUAGGCUUAUCUGAUAUAAAAAAUACAGAUUAUAUCGAUUGGAUUCUUCAACAUCCAGGUCAAGUUGUAUUAACUAUUUCUCAAGUAAGAUAUACACGACAAGUCAAUGAAAAAUUUGAUUCACAAUCAACAGAAACUGAUGGUGCACUUAUACAAAUACGUGAUCAAAUGGUAACAACAAUUAAAAAUGUAUGUUCAUUAGUAUUUUCUAAUAUUGAACAAUCAAAAUUAUUGACUGUCGAAGCAUUAUUAACAUUACAAGUUCAUUGGCGUGAUAUAUUUGAAAUGCUUAUAAAACUUCAUAUUCGAGAUAAAAAUGAUUUUGAAUGGCAAAAACAUCUUCGAUAUGAUUGGAGUGAUAAAGAAACAAAUUUUCAAAUACUUCAAGGUGAUGCAAAUUUUCUUUAUGGUUAUGAAUAUCUUGGAUGUUCAAGUCGAUUAGUUGUUACACCACUUACCGAUAGAUGUUAUUUAACAUUAACUGGUGCAAUUAAACUUAAUCUUGGUGGUGCACCAUCAGGUCCGGCUGGAACAGGAAAAACAGAAACAGUUAAAGAUUUAUCAAAAUCAUUUGGAAAACUUUGUUUAGUAUUCAAUUGUUCUGAUGAACUUGAUCAUAAGACACUUGGGAAAAUGUUUAGUGGAUUGGCGCAGUCAGGAUCAUGGUGUUGUUUUGAUGAAUUUAAUCGUAUUGAUGUUGAAGUAUUAUCUGUUGUUGCUCAACAAUUAUUAACAAUUAAAACAGCGAAAGAUGCACAUGCUCAACGAUUUACAUUUGAUGGUCGUGAAAUUAAGAUGAAUUUAACUUGUGGUUUUUUUGUUACAAUGAAUCCAACUUAUUCUGGUCGUUUUGAAUUACCUGAUAAUUUAAAACCUAUGUUUCGACCUAUUGCUAUGAUGAUACCACAUUAUGCAUUAAUUGGUGAAGUCAUUCUUUUUUCUGUUGGUUUUAUAUCAGCAAAAGUUCUUGCAACAAAAAUUGUUUAUUUAUAUAAUUUAUCAAAUAGUCAAUUAUCUCAACAAGAUCAUUAUGAUUUUGGUAUGCGAGCUAUUAAAGCUGUUCUUUUAAUGGCUGGUGAAAUAAAACGAUCACAUAUUAAAGAUUCAAAUUUAACUGAUGAACAAUCAGAAGAAGGUAUAAUGUUACAAGCAUUAGUUGAAUCAAAUCUUCCGAAAUUACUUAAAGAUGAUUCAAUUCUUUUUCUUGGUAUUCUUCGUGAUCUUUUUCCUCAAGUUGAUAAAAAUUUACAUGAACAUGGAAAUAUUCAACAAGCUAUAAAACGUGCUAUUAAAGAUUUAAAUUAUGAAUAUUGGCCUGCACAAGCUGAUAAAGCCUUACAACUUUAUAAUCAAAUUGUUCUUCGACAUGGUACAAUGUUAGUUGGUGGAGCUAGUGGAGGCAAAACUGUUGUACGAAAUAUUCUUCAAAAAGCAUUAACACUUUUAUCUAAUGUAGCAAAAGAAGGAUCACAAACUCGAAUACAUCGAUCAGCUACUGUUGAUGUAACAGUUUUAAAUCCAAAAUCAAUGCAAAUAACUGAACUUUAUGGAGCUAUUAAUACUGAUACAUUAGAGUUUUCUGAUGGAAUGCUUGCUAGUGUUAUGCGAUCAUAUUCAAAAAUUCAUGAAUCUCAAAUGAGUACAGAGAAGAGUGAACAUCAUGUUGAUCAUUGGCAAUGGUUAAUUCUUGAUGGACCAAUAGAUACUUUAUGGGUUGAAAAUUUAAAUACACUUCUUGAUGAUUCAAAAAUACUUUGCUUGGCUAAUGGUGAACGUAUUGGAAUGUCUGGACAUACACGAAUUAUAUUUGAAGUUGACUCUUUAGUAAAUGCAUCACCAGCUACUGUUAGUCGUUGUGCGAUGGUUUAUUUAGAUCCAGUAGAUCUUGGAUAUAAGCCUUUUUUAAAUCAUUGGUAUAGAUGUAAAUUACCUAGUACAUUACCACAGAGUGCAAUUGAAUUUCUUCGAGAAUUAAUGGAUUUUUCAUUAGAUAAAGGAUUUACUUUUCUUAAUGAAUUGAAAGAUCCUUGGCAUAUGCCAGCAUCAAAAGUAAAUGUUUUACAAACACUUUGUUAUUUAUUAUCAACAUUUUUGAAUUACUUGGAUAAACAUGGAGGUUUUGGUGAAGAUGAUCAACGAUUACCGGCAGCAGCAGCUCCAAACAAUCCAGCAACAACAUCUAGCUCGAAAUAUUUUACACCAAAUGAUGAAUUAGUUGUUUAUAUAAUCAAUGACAAGAAACAAUAUUAUUUACAAAAAAAUCCGAAAAAUCUUCGACAAUGUCUUAUACGUAUUUAUAUAUUUUGUUAUGUUUGGAGUUUUGGUGGUGGAUUAAAACGAGAAGAUAAUUUUGAAGAUGAUAAUUUAAUAAAUCAAAAAGAACAAGUUAAAGUUGAUCGUGAUCCAACUACACAGGAAUUUGAUACAUUUGUUCGUGAAUUAUUUUCUUCGAAUGUUAAUUAUGCAGUUUAUUUACCACCUGAUGCACGUAUGAUAUUUGAUUAUAUGAUAGAUUUAAAUACAUUUGUUUAUCAUGAAUGGGAAUCACUUGUACCUAAAACAGAACAAUUAAUUAAAAAUGAAGUUUCACAAACCGUUAUACCAACUGUUGAUGUUAUUCGUUAUUCAUUUUUAAUAACAGCUUUACUUAUGCAUAAAAAACCCGUUCUGUUAACUGGUAAUAGUGGUGUAGGUAAAACUUUACUUAUUGAAUCAAUGCUUCGAUUAUUAAUGUUACCAGAUGGAAAUUUUGUUCGACCAGGUACUAUUCUAGGUGAUGUUUUACAAUAUAAUGCUACGAAAAGUUCAACAACAACUAAAUUAACACAAACAGUAGAAUUACCUACCGAAAAUAUUGAAGGUGGUGGUGCUUUACAAUCACUUAAAAUACAAAUGAGUGCUCAAACAACACCAAAUAAAUUCGUUAAUCAAUUAACAGGAAGUUUAAUUAAAAAAAAUGCAAACUUACUUGGUUGUCCACAAGGCAAAUGGUUAAUAGUCUUUAUUGAUGAUUUAAAUAUUCCACAAGUUGAUUCAUUUGGUGAUCAACCAACACUUGAAACAUUACGAUAUAUUUUACAGACAGGAUCGGCUAUUGAUGCAAAAAAAAAUCAAAUACGUCCAUUAUCGGAUAUAACAUUUAUAACAGCUUGUGAUUCACCAUCAUCAGGUCGUUGUAUACCAUCAAAACGUUUACUUCAAUCAUUUUCAAUAUUUGCUUUACCUGAUCCAGCAGCUAAACAAUUAUUUCAUAUAUAUUGUGUUCGUCUCGGACGAUUUUUAAAUAGUCUAGAUUUUCCAGUUGAUGUACGUUUAUCACUUUAUCUUCUUGUAUCAGCUUGUCUUGUUAUGUAUUAUCGUGUUUCAAUUAAUAUACUUCCAACACCAUCAAAAGUACAUUAUAUAUUUAAUUUAAGAGAUUUAGCUAAACUUGCACAAGGUAUAAUGCAAGCAUCACCUAAGAAUACAACCAAUCAAGAUUCUUUAGCUAUACUAUUUGCUCAUGAAUGUUUACGUGUAUUUGCUGAUCGUUUAGUAACAGAAAAUGAUUUAAAUAUUUUUUAUAAACAUUUAAAUGGAACAAUGUUAAGUUAUUUUAAAAUAUCAUUAGAUAUAUCAAAAUAUGUUGAAAAUCCAUUAUUAUAUUGUAAUUUUUUAAAAUCUGAUGAUCGUUUAUAUCAACAAUUACAUGAUUGGCGUCAAUGUUGUCCAAUUUUUUUGGAUUAUCAAAUGAGACAUAAUUUAAGUGAACAUUCAACACUUAAUAUGGUAUUUUUUAAAGAAGCUGUUGAACAUGUUUUAAGAAUAUGUCGAGUUUUACAACAACCAGGUGGACAUCUUUUAUUAAUUGGUCUUGAUGGUACUGGAAGAAAAACAUGUUUACAAUUAUCAGCUUUUAUAUCUGGUCAUUUAAUGUUUCAAUUAAAUAUUAAACGUGGAUAUGCAUAUCAAGAUUUUAGAGAUGAUUUGAAAAUUGAUAGUUUUAUCGAAGAUAUUGAAAGUAUUCUUAAUUCUGGUACUGUUGUUGAUUUAUUUGAACCCGAUGAAUUUGAUGCACUUACAAUGGAUCUUAAAAAUGAUGCAUAUUCAGCUGGUAUGAGUGAUACAACAGGUCAACUUCGUGAAUUUUUUUAUCAACGUGUUCGAACUAAUCUUCAUAUAAUUCUUUCAUUUUCUCCAGCUGGUAGUAAAUUUCGUGAAAUAUGUCGUUUACAUCCUGCUUUACUCAAUUGUACAAGUAUUGAUUGGUUUACUGAAUGGAGUGAAAUAUCAAUGAGUCAAGUAGCUGAUGUUUUUCUUGAAACAAUUGAUUUUAAAAUUUUAUCAACUGAUAAUGAAACAAGCAAUGAAAUUGAUUUUCGUCAUCGUUUAGCACUUUGUUGUGUUUCUAUACAUAAAAUUGUUAUUGAAACAGCAAAACGUUUUUAUGCUGCACAUAAAAGAAUUUAUUAUUUAACACCAUCAUCUUAUAUGGAUUUAAUGAAAACUUAUGGUAUAAUGAUGACACAAACAAAACAAGAAUUUCUUACAAGUUACAAUCGAUUAUCAUCAGGUCUUGCAAAAUUAUCUGAUGCAAAUGCUAGUGUCAGUAUUAUGCGUGAUGAACUUGCUGUACUUGGACCACAAAUUGAUGCUAAAGAAAAAGAAAUCGAACAAUUAUUAAAUCAAUUACAAAAAGAUCAAAUAGCUGUACUUGAAGUAAAAGAAAUUGUUGAAGUCGAAGAACAAAAAGUUCGUCAAGAUACAGAUAUGGUUGAACGAUAUGCUACACAAGCUGAACUUGAUCUUAAAAAUGUAAUACCUGUAUUAGAUGAAGCUAUGGCUGAUGUAUCACAACUUGAUAAAGCUGAUGUAGCUGAAGUUCGAGUUUAUCAAAGUCCACCAUAUCAAGUUAUGAUGGUUAUGUGUGCUGUUUGUGUUCUUCUAGAAUGUAAACCUGAUUGGGCAACAGCUCGACAAGUACUUGGAGAUUCAGGUUUUAUUAGUCGUUUAACUAAUCUUGAUAUAAAUCAUGUUUCGGAUCGAACAUAUCGAAAAUUAUUACAAUAUUCUCGUCAUUCACAAUUUACACCUGAUAUUAUUGGAAAAGUUUCAUCAGCAUGUCGAUCAUUUUGUAAAUGGGUACUUGCUAUUCAACGUUAUUAUGAAGUUUAUCGAACAGUUAAACCAAAAGAAGAAAAAUUAAAAACAGCUAAUGAAGCAUUAGAUGUUAUGCGUAAAAGUUUAAGUCGAAAACAAGAAAUGCUUAAACUUGUAAAAGAUCAUUUACAAGAAUUAGAAGAUAAAUAUCGAAAUAGUAUUGAAGAAAAACAAGCAUUAUAUGCACGACGUGAAUUAAUGAAACAACGUAUGGCACGUGCACAUGAAUUAACAAAUGUUUUAGCUAUUGAAAAAGUUCGUUGGCAAGAACAAUUAACACAACUUGAAGAACAUGUACGUUCAUUAAUUGGUAAUGCAUUAUUAUCAGCUGCUGCAAUUAAUUAUUUUGGACCAUUUAAUAAUGAAUUUCGACAUGAACUUAUGAGAGAUUUUCAACAAAUUCUUAGUAAUAAUAAAAUAAUUUUUUCAAUAGAUUUUAAAUUAUCAUCAAUUUUAUCAACACCAAGUGAAAUACGAAAUUGGAUUAGUCAACAAUUACCUGAUGAUGAAUGUUCAAUUGAAAAUGCUGUUCUUGUUAAACAUUGUACUAAAUGGCCAUUAUUAAUUGAUCCACAACGGCAAGCUGUUCAAUGGAUUCGAACAAAAGAAGCUGAAAAUAAUUUACGUGUAGUAACAGCUGAUGAUUCAACAUUAUUACGUAUAUGUGAACAAUGUAUUCGACUUGGUUUACCAUUAAUUAUUGAAAAUGUUGGUGAAACAAUUGAAUCAUCAUUAUUACCAUUACUUGAUCGUGAUAUGUUUAAACGAACAAGUUCAUCUAUUGGAACAAUUCGUUUUAAUGAUGUUGAUAUUGAAUAUAAUCCAAAUUUUCGUGUUUAUUUUAUAACACAAUUAAAUAAUCCACAUUUUUUACCAGAUAUUUGUAUUCGUGUUACAUUAAUUAAUUUUACUAUAACACAAAAUGGUUUAGAACAUCAAUUAUUAAGUCUUGUUGUUUUAAAUGAAGAACCACAUUUAGAAUAUGAACGUAAAGUUUUAUUAGAAACUAUGGCACAAGAUUUAAAAAGUUUACGUGAUUAUGAAGAUCGUACAUUAGAAAUGUUAACAGCAUCUGAACAACAUAUACUUGAUCGUCAUGAUCUUAUUGAUAAUUUAACACGAUCAAAAAUAACAAGUGAUGAAAUAUCAAAUCGUUAUCAUGAAAAUGAAUCAAAUGAACGACAAAUAAAUUUAGCUCGACAAUGUUAUGUAUCAUUAGCUAAACGUGGUUCAUUACUUUAUUUUCUUAUUAAUCAUUUAUCACGUUUAAAUAUAAUGUAUCAAUUUUCAUUAACAUGGUUUCAACGUACAUUUCAUUCAUGUAUAUUAGAUCAUGAUGCAACACGUCGUAUGAGUAUGACAAAUUUAUCAAAUGAUUUAGAUCCAUUACAACGUUAUACAAGACAACGACGAGCUAGUUCAUUAUUAAGUAGUUUAAUUAGUUCACCACGACAAAGUAUAAAUGAAGAAUUAACACGUGAACAAAUAUCAACAAAUCCAACACGAACAAGACGUAAUACAAAAUCAUUUGUAUCAACAAUAACUCAACAACAACGUGCAACAACAUUACGUCUUAUGGUUGAUCGUUUAACAUAUACAAUAUAUCAACUUGUUUCAUGGAGUCUUUUUGCUGAACAUCAAUUAUUAUUUUCAUUUUUAUUAACAACAACAAUUGAACGAGAAAUUGAUAAUAAUGAACAUAAUAGACAUAUGACGACUACAUCUGAUACUAUCAAAGAAGAAGAAGGAGGAGAUGAACAACAACAACAACAACAACAAACAAAUGAAGUUGAAACAAAUCUAUCAUAUAUUACACAUGAUGAAUGGACAUGUUUUAUGAGUCCACUUUUAAGUACAAUAAAUGAAGAGAAAUUAUCAUUUGUUAAUGAAUUAUUACCAUCAUUAUAUUCUAUAUGUCAAAAUUUAUUAUAUGAUUCUAAUCAAGAAUUUUUUAAACAUUCAAAUCCUUAUUUAUAUUUAAUUCGACAUGAAAAUUAUUGUCGUUUAUCACGUUUUCGAUGUAUAUUAAUUAUAAAAAUUCUUCGACCAGAACUUUUACUUCCAUCAAUAUCACAAUAUGUAGCUGAACAAAUGGGUAGUAAAUUUUUAUCAUCAGGUUUUGCUGAUAUACAAGAUAUUUAUACACAUUCAUCACCACAAGCACCUAUUAUUUUAUUACUUUCAUCUGGAACUGAUCCAACUAAUCUUCUUCUUCGUUUUGCUAAAGAAACACGUGGAAGUGCAUCACAUCUUGAUGUUAUUUCAUUAGGUCAAGGUCAAGGACCUAAAGUUGAAGAAGUUCUAUCAAAAGCAUUAACAUUAAAAGGUCGUUGGAUAUUUUUACAUAAUUGUCAUUUAAGUGCAUCAUUUAUGCCAAGACUUCGAGUACUUGUUAAUAAUUUUAGUAAACCUGGUCUUGAACUUGAUAGUCAAUUUCGAUUAUUUCUUUCAACCAAACCUGAUAUUCAUUUUCCUCUUGAACUUUUACAACUUGGUCUUAAAAUGACUAUUGAAUGGCCCGUAGGUUUAAAAAGUAGUCUUCUUCAAACAUUUGGACCAACAGGUAUUGUUAAUGAAAAAGUUUAUGAUAAUGAAACAUUAGGUCCAUAUUGGCGUCGUUUAGUAUUUAAUUUAGCAUUUUUUCAUGCUGUUAUUCAUGAACGUAAAAAAUUUGGAGCAUUAGGAUGGAAUUUAUCAUAUGAAUUUAAUCAAUCUGAUUUGGAAGUAGCUGUACUUGAAUUAGAAAGUCUUGUUCGUCGUUCAAAAAAUCAAAUACCAUCAUUUGAUGUUUUUUGUUAUCUUGCCGGAUCAGUUAUAUAUGGUGGUCGUGUAACAGAUGAAUUUGAUCGACGAAGAUUAUUACGUAUUAUUGAACGAUUCUAUUGUUCAGAAACAUUAAAAGAAGAUUAUUCAUAUGCUGGAGAUGAUACAUACAAAGCACCAAAUUUAGAUUUAAAUUUUUCUGGUCUUCUUUCAUAUAUAAAUGCAUUACCAGAUUUUGAUGAUCCACGUGUAUUUGGUAUGCAUCCAAAUACUAAUCGAGCAUUAAUGUAUGUUCAAGCAAAUCAAUUAGUUGAUAUGUUAGUUACUAUUGAACCGCAAUAUCGAAUGAUGAUUUCAUUAGGUGCUUCAUCCGAUAGUGAUGCUGCUUGUAUGACAAUAAUUGAUGAAAUUACAACAAAAUUACCACGUUCAAUUGAAACUGGUUAUGGUCCACAAGCACGUCAUAUUACAUUUGAAAAUGCAUUAACUAAAAUAAGUGAUAAAUUAGAAAGUAAAUAUCAUGCUUAUUCAGUAUUUUUCUCAUUACUUAAACAAGAAAUUCGUGCAUAUAAUGAAUUACUUGAAUUAAUUCAUGCAACAUGUAAUGAUUUACGUCGUGCAUUAGUUGGUGAAACAGUUGUUAGUGAAAUUUUAGAAGAAACUCAACGUACAUUAUUAAUGCAUGAAAUGCCACGUAUUUGGAAAAAAAAAUCAUAUCCAUCAACAAAAUCACUUCGAGCAUGGAUAACUGAUAAUCUUGUACGAAUAACAUUUUUUAAAGAAUGGACUCGAUUAAUAGUAACUUAUGUCGAAGAUAAAGCUUCAUCACCAUUACCACCUAUAUUCAAUAUUGGUGCAUUCUAUUAUCCGAAAGGACUUUUUUCGGCAAUUCUUCAAAGUUCAGCUCGAUCAAUUGCAUUACCUAUUGAUCAAUUAAAAUUUACUUAUCAAGUAUUAGAUAAUAAUGAAGAACGUCAACUGCUUCAAUCAUCGAUUUCAACAAAUGAUAUUGCUAAUGGUAUUACUAUUGAUGGAAUCUAUAUAGAUGGUGCACAAUGGGAUUAUGAAAGUCAUCAAAUUGUUGAUUGUACAAGUCAACAACGAACUCAUCGUUUACCACCUCUACUUUGCAAAUUAGUACCGAAAAAUAUGGAAAAUAUGGAUUUAACGAAUGUUUAUGAAUGCCCGGUGUAUCUAACAGCAUUAAGAGCAGUAAGUGCGAGUGAAGCAGCAAAACAUCUUGUUGGUACAAUUACAAUACCAUGUUCAGAAACCGAAUCAUUUUGGACAACACGAUCAAUUGCUGGUAUUCUUGAAGUUAAUGAAUAA